This is a messenger RNA of Lucilia cuprina (Australian sheep blowfly), 1326 nucleotides long. Its product is annotated as vegetative cell wall protein gp1. The record is from RefSeq and is a predicted model, not a curated record. Bases 68 to 1189 code for a protein of 373 amino acids. NCBI's taxonomy places the organism in Eukaryota, Metazoa, Arthropoda, Insecta, Diptera, Calliphoridae. The transcript is spliced from 2 exons.
GUUUCAGACGUAGAAACGAAACAAUUAAAACGUUAUUUUUGGGGUAAAAAUAUAUUGUAAAUUUAAAAUGGCGAAUAAACUAAAUAGAUUAUUUGUAUUAUUUGUAAUUCUACAAUUAUUGGGAAUAUCGGAAAGAGUUGAAGGUGGCAGAUAUCAGCCGCCGCAAAAGGGAAGGGGAAGAGGAAAAGCAUUUGGCGCCGGUAUUUUAGCUGGUGGUUUAGCAGGAGCUGCUAUGGGUCAUAUAUUAACCCGUCCAAACGCUCCACAGGAAGUCCAUCAUCAUGUAAUGGAUCCUAAUGCUGCCGCUCCCAUUGCAGCACCCAUUCCUAAUCCAGUGCCACAACCAAGACCUUCUACCAUUAUUGAAAGAGGUGAAACUUUAUCGAAUGGUUGUUAUAAAGAAAUUAUUAAAGAACCUGAUGCAAUUGAUCCAACGAGAUUUAUCGAAACAGCACAAUUGAUAUGUCCACAAUUUUUGCCACAGCCAGCACCACCAUUACAUGUACCUCAAAUACCAGUACAACAGCCACAACCGAUAAUACCAGUUGUACAUGCACCAGUUCCUAUAUUCCCUCAAACACCAACAGAUGUUAAUUCACAACAUAUUCCAGCUCCUGCAUAUGUACCAGCAGCACCUUUAAUACCACAACCAGUUCCCGCGCAGCCUGUUGCACCCACUGAAGUUAAUCCUGCACCACAAACAAUCGGUACCCCAGCUGACUUUUCACCAAACACAGAACCAGCUCAUAACGCAGUUUUAGCUCCGCUUAAUCCUAUUCCUCCAGCACCUGAACAGUCGACAAAUUUAGUGCCUAAUUUACCCACAAUACCAGUGGUAAACCAUCAUAUACCACAACCAGCAAUAGUACGUCCUCCUGUACAACCGGCAGCCCCUGCAGCUGCCCCAGCCCCUGAAAAUUCUGGGAAUUUAGUACCUGCUUUGCCCGUGAUGCCUGUUGUUAAUCAUCAGCUACCACAACCAGCUAUAGUCCAUCAUCCUGUACAACCAGCCGCUCCAGUUGCUCAAGCUCCAAUUCCAGCUGCGGCAGAACCCUCACAAGUUAUUGUGUUGUCAAAGAAAACUGGUUUUUAUGAGGAGGAUACAAAGAAGAAGAAUUCGGGAAAUAUUUUGUUGUCAAAUAAUUUCGGUUUACUUAUAUUGCUGUUAGCACUUAUGCAUUUGUUUUAAUUUAGUUUCAAAAUGGGUGUUGGGACCUGACUUUAAUAACCUUAAAAUAACAAAUAAUAUUUUUUUAUAAAGUUCGAAUAAAAAUACGUUCAAUUAAAAAUAAAUUGAAGAAGUUAAUAAAUCAUCUUGUUCAAUAA